AUGUAUGAUGAGACUGACCGGGGUGAAGGCUUGGAACACUCCAAGUUUAUGACACAUCUCAACAAGGAACGACUCUAUGAGUUCCUAGCAAGGCUGAACCGAGAGCUAGAUGAAGUCUGCGGGCAUGAUGCUCUCGAUGUUCGCCUGACCAAAACCCAACUUGAGACCCUCCAUAAGUUGUAUGGUACUUCUAAUGCUCAUGGAUCUCUAGCUACCCAAGAAGAUGAUUCAAGCGAAAUUGAGAAGCUAAAAGAGUUUUUUAGUGCAAAAUUCGAACUCAAUGACUUGGGGAAUCUUAAAUACUUCCUUGGAAUUGAGGUAGUAAGGUCUAAGGCAGACAUAGCCUUCGGUGUGAGUGUUAUCAAUCAGUACAUGCAUACUCCAAGGGAGAAGCACCUGGAAGUUACGUACAAGAUAUUAAGGUAUCUAAAAGGGACUUCUGGUAAAGGCCUGCAUUUCAAGAAAACUAGCAACUGGAAUGUGGAAGUAUACACUGAUGCAGACUGGGCAGGAUCUGCUAAUGAUAGACAUUCUACAAGUGGUUAUUAUAGUUAUGUUUAG
Hibiscus syriacus is the source of this 561-nucleotide messenger RNA. RefSeq lists its product as uncharacterized. The transcript is spliced from 4 exons. NCBI's taxonomy places the organism in Eukaryota, Viridiplantae, Streptophyta, Magnoliopsida, Malvales, Malvaceae. The record is from RefSeq and is a predicted model, not a curated record. The coding region runs from base 1 to 561 and encodes 186 amino acids.